Messenger RNA from Fusarium redolens, 1314 nucleotides. RefSeq lists its product as uncharacterized. NCBI's taxonomy places the organism in Eukaryota, Fungi, Ascomycota, Sordariomycetes, Hypocreales, Nectriaceae. The transcript has 4 exons. The record is from RefSeq and is a predicted model, not a curated record. Bases 1 to 1314 code for a protein of 437 amino acids.
AUGAAGUCCACUACCGCCAUCGUGGCCCUCGCCGCCGCCGUUCACGCUUCACCUCUCACCAAAAGACAGGACAACAAGGUCCCGGAUGUCUGGGAGAACAAAGAUACCCUUUGUAAAGGCUGGGUUCUCAGUACCCCAGAGGAAGCCGACAGACUCUGGAUGGAAUCUAAAGCCGGCGAUGAACUCGAUUUCUUCCUCCGUGGGCAAUGGGAACACCAAAACAACUGGCUCAUCAACCUCGAGGAUCGAAUUUUUGGCGGUACAGAUGGAAAGUCUGGCGCCGCGGGGUGCAGUGUUCUCGACAACGAUUGCAGUCCCAUGAAUAACAUUGAAUGCACUCAACAGUACGAUACCUACGGCAAAGACGACGACAUCCUUAGCAAGAACUCGUACUGGAUAUUCCAGGCCGCCAAGGGCAUGCACUCCAAGCUGAAGGCGCUCAAGGCAAAGAUCACUGAGAAGACCAUCAUCAGCGGUCUCAGGAUCGGUCAGAUGGUGACCGAUUUUGGUGGUAAUGAGGAUGACACUGGUGAUAUGGUCAAGUGGUUGGCUUCUGCUAGUGCAAUUGGCGGUGCUCUCAGUGGACUCUCUGCAAACCCUGGUUUCGCUGUCGGCUUUAACCUUCUUGGCGGAAUCUUCUCCAGCUUUGCUGGCUUGGCCGAUCUCUUCGAGGCAGCCGUUGACCUACUCGACGAAACCAUGCGCGCUGUCAUGGGCGGCGGUACCGAAGGCCAGUACAAGGCACUCAGCACGCCCAACCCCGAUCCUUACAAACUCCCAGUCGCAAACUUCUUCAACGGCGGUUGGUUUCUGCUUAACGAUAACUCCGAGGCUGUACAGCUCGCGCUCAACUCUGUCUACGGCAACAUCCAGCCCAAGGUCGCCAACAACGUCAUGAAGGCUGCGCAGUUUUACCUCGUUGCUGAUAAGCGACGCAUAAGCCGAGAGGACUGCGGCUAUGCUACUGGUCGGCAGUGGAUGGCUCUUCGGGGGGAUGAAGAGUACUGCUUCUACAUCAUGGGUCAUGAUCCUAAACCCAACCGUGUUGGAGAUUGGGCUGAGGUUUCUGGUGAGGUUUAUGACAAGAUGGUUAGUUAUGGAGUUGGGAACAGAGAGGUUUACUAUCGCGCUAUUUUGGACUGUGCUCUUAGUCCUAAUGACAAUGUUGACUUGGGUAGUUUGGUUGGAGGCACGAUCCCUACUUGCUACUUUAAUCUUCCUGCUGUCUAUGUUGACAGGGAUCAAGAGGUUGGGUGCGGUGAUCCUUUCAGUACUGUUGAGUGCGACUACAUCAGUGCCACCGACAUCAAGUAG